AUGGCGGAAAUGCAGGAGGAGAGCAAAUCAGAAGCAGCCUCCAAUUUGACAGAAGAAGGGGAGGAAGAAGAUAGUGAAGAUGAAUCGGAGGAGGAAGUUGAACCCAAGUUGAAAUAUGAGCGAAUUGGAAAUGACCUGACUGGGAUUCUGAGUAAGGAUGCAGCCAGCUGCAUGGCUGUUCAUCCAAAGUUCUUGGCCCUGGGCACUCACUGGGGGAUGAUUCAUAUCCUGGACCAUGCUGGCAACAACAUCAGGAGCAAGGAAAUAGCAGCUCACACUACAACAGUGAACCAAAUCAGUAUUGAUGAUGCUGGGGAUUUCAUGGCCAGCUGUUCAGAUGAUGGUCGGGUUGUAAUAACAGGUCUGUACACGGAGAGCAACAAUCAAACUGUGAACUUUGACCGUCCAAUCAAAGCCGUGGCUGUGGAUCCACUGUUCUUCAAAGCUGGCAGCGGAAAGCAUUACGUCACUGGAGAUGACAAGUUGAUACUAAAUGAGAAGGGUUUCCUCAACCGCCACAAGACAAAUGUACUGCAUCAAGGGGAAGGACCAAUCAGGAGUGUCAAGUGGAAGUCACAUUUCAUAGCCUGGGCCAAUGAUGUGGGGGUGAAAGUAUACGACAUGAGCUCACGGACAAGAAUCACUCAUAUUGCCAAGGAUCACAGCCACCGCUCCGACAUGUACCGCUGUAAUCUUGCCUGGAAAGAUGACAGAACUCUGCUGAUUGGCUGGGCAAAUGGAAUUAAGGUGUGCGUUGUCAAGGAGCGGGCUCAGGAUGAUAUUAGAGAUUUGCCGAGCAGAUACGUCGAGAUAACUGCCAUGUUCAAGUUGGAAAGUUACAUCUGUGGCAUUGCUCCCCUGGGGGGUAACCUGGUGGUGCUAAUGUAUGACAGGGAGGUGCAGUUAGAGGGAGGUAAGCCAGUAGCGAAUCGUCCUCAUUUGAUAGUAGUGGAGCCAAAGAUGGGGGACUACGUGGAGCUGUCUAACGACGCGCUGUCUAUUCGGGGUUUUACUGAGUAUAGGUGCAACGACUACCAUCUGGAGUGUAUUUCAGAAGAGAGCCUGUUCUACAUUGUCAGCCCGAAAGAUGUGGUUGUGUCAAAGUUACGUGAUCAGGAUGACCAUAUAAGCUGGCUUCUAGAUCACGAGAUGUUUGAGGAGGCGAUGGCAGCAGCCAUGGAGCAUAGCAAGGAACUUAAGAAACACAAUUAUCAGGAAAUAGGUAGACUUCAGCUGGAGCAUCUACUGGAGAACGAAGCUUAUGAUGACGCAUCACGUCUUUGUGUCAAGAUUCUCGGGAAGAACAAAGAAUUGUGGGAAGAGGAAGUGUACAAAUUUGCCAAAAUUAGACAGCUUAAGACAAUAGCUCCGUACCUGCCCCAGGGUGAUCCCAAACUGAGCCCUGCCAUCUAUGAAAUGGUCCUGAAUGAGUACCUGCAGUCUGAUUAUAAGGGGUUCCAUCAGUUGGUGAAGUCGUGGCCCUGUACCCUGUAUAACAUCCAGACCAUUGUCAAUGCUGUGCUGGACAGACUGGAUCGGGACAGGAAUGACCGGACCCUGCUGCAAAGCCUGGCUGACCUUCACACUUAUGAGAAGAGGUUUGACAAGGCUCUGGCAAUCUACCUCAGGCUACAGGAUCCAGGCGUUUUCAAACUGAUUCACAAACACAACCUGUUUGACGCGAUCAAUGACAAGAUUGUACAGCUGAUGCAGUUUGACCGUGACCAGGCAGUUAACAUGCUGCUGGAUAACAUAGACAAAAUACCUAUAGAGAAGGUUUACCAGCAGUUAGAGAAGAGCCCGGCCCUGCUUCAUGUUUACCUGGACAGACUAUUCCAGAAGGACCCUCACUUAGGCCAGGCCUUCCACGCACGCCAGGUGUCGCUCUACGCGGAGUAUGAUCCAUCCAGACUUCUGAUGUUUCUGCGGACCAGCAGUUAUUACCCUUUACAGGCAGCCAUGAAAGAGUGCGAGACAAGAGAUCUGCUGCCUGAACAGGUCUUCCUCUUAGGCCGUAUUGGUCAGACCAAACAAGCGCUUAAACUCAUCACCAAUCGUCUGAAAGAUGUAGACCAGGCCAUUGAGUUCUGUAAGGAGCACAAUGAUGAGGAAUUGUGGGAAGACUUGAUUUCAUACUCCAUCGACAAACCAAACUUUGUAACAGGAUUACUCCAGAACAUAGGGACCCAUGUGGAUCCUAUAAUCCUAAUCCAGAAAAUCAGACAAGGGAUGGAAAUCCCUGGAUUAAGGGAUUCACUCGUCAAGAUUUUGCAAGAUUACAAUCUUCAGAUCUCACUGAGAGAAGGUUGUAGGAAGAUUCUAGUGGCUGACAGCUUUGGGUUGUCUGACAAACAGGUGAAAAUGCAGAGGAGAGGUAUUUGUGUUGAAGGGUCUCAGAUGUGUCAGAUUUGUCAUCAGAGAAUACUUGUUUCAGAUCUGCGUUAUGCCAGUAACAUUGCAGUCUUUUUUUGUCGUCACGCAUUCCACGAAGACUGCCUGCCUGUUCAUGCUAUGGAGAGAUGUGCAAUAUGCUCUACUCAGAGACGGGGGCCCGGCUCUCGAGAUACAUUCCGCAAAUAAUAUCUGGGGAUGUAACUCUUGCAGGGGUGGUGGUGUAUGAAAACAGAGAAAUUGUAAACUGGCUCCUUAAGCUCAACUUUUGCUGUAUCACAUGACUCUGAAGUGUAGGGGAGAACAGAGGGUUGUUAAAUGACUUUUGCUGUUAAAACCAUGCUCCACAGAUCCACAGAACAUGGUACAUGUAUGUACAAGUUGAUGUGGAGCCAAAGUUGGAGCCAUAAUGUUGCUUCAUUUCCAGGUAAAAAAAAACAAACAUAUAGUCCCCAUUGUUAAACUGACUGUUCAACUACAUCUUUUUGAGAGAAAGAAUGAAAAUUGAAUUUCAUUUUAUUGUGCAUUCUGAAAUUUAGGUCUCUCCCCUUUGUGUAUUACUUUCCUUGAGAUGAGUGCUAAAACUGUCUUUGUAAAUAACUUGUACAGCACAAUUAUACUUUUUGAAGAAAGUCUGAAGAAAAGAGAAAAAGAUGUUGUUUUUUUUUGGGUUUUUUUUAUCUUGAAUGGGGUUUGUCAGUUUCUUUGCUAUCUUGUCGCUCAAAUUUAAGU
Molecule: messenger RNA, 3123 nt
Organism: Liolophura sinensis
Lineage: Eukaryota; Metazoa; Mollusca; Polyplacophora; Chitonida; Chitonidae
Product: vacuolar protein sorting-associated protein 41 homolog
Exons: 27
Coding region: 1-2580 (859 amino acids)
Biological process (GO): protein targeting to vacuole; vesicle-mediated transport; endosomal vesicle fusion
Cellular component (GO): HOPS complex; late endosome
Molecular function (GO): protein binding
Source: RefSeq, a predicted model, not a curated record